GGCACCCAACUCUCCUCCGCUCCUUCUCUCUGCUCCGCUUCCUCUCCUUCUAUCUCUCCACAUCCACCUCGUCAGCCCGUCCUUCAUCUCCUCUCCUCCUUCUUCUCCGCCUCCGACCUCCAAUCAAGGACGCCCUACACCUUGAAGUAACUCACACCCCUUAUCUCAUCUCUCAGAUCUCGAAAACCCUAGCCUCCGAGCUCGUUAGACUCCCCACCCCCACCCCCAGUCUCCAAUUGCAGCUUGUCUCCGUCGCCUCAAUCGGAUCGGAGUCUACUCCAGCAAUACAGUAAUUUUAAUGUCUCGGUUUUACUACGGUUAUGUUUAGUGUGGGGUUCUAGGGCUUUCCUGAGAGACAAACCAUCUGGGUGUCAUUUUGUCAGUUCGGAGGACACUUUAAAGUUAUGGCUAAGAGUGAAGAAUUUCAAGGUGUUUCAAAGUGCUAUGUAUUCAAGAGCCGGUUGCAAGAGUAUGCACAGAAAAUGGGGAUAAAGAUACCAGUAUAUGAGACUACAAAAGAAGGUCCUUCACAUGAGCCAUCCUUCAGGUCUACUGUGGUAGUAAAUGAUGUUAGAUACGACUCAUUGGUUGGGUUUACUCAUCGUAAGGCAGCUGAACAGUCAGCUGCCGAAGUUGCUCUGCGGGAGUUAUCUAAAUCUGGCGACGCUGCCAAAUGCAUCUCUCAACCUGUUCAAGAAAUUGGCUUAUGCAAGAAUCUGCUUCAAGAGUAUGCACAAAAGAUGAAUUUUUCUGUUCCUGUAUAUCAGUGUAAGACGGAUUUUUCCUCUCGCAAAACACCAGUAUAUUCAUGUACCGUUGAGAUUGGGGGAAUUCGUUAUAUUGGAGCUACAGCAACAACCAAAAAGGAAGCUGAGAUAAAAGUGGCUAGAACUGCUCUCUUAGCUAUCUGGUUAAGUAGUAAUGAGUCAUCCAUGGGAUCAUUUGAAACCUCUGAGUUAACAGUGCUUCCAUCUAAGAAAAGGCGGUUAGAAUCUGAAGAGGCUUCUAAUAAACCUAAACGAAAAAAAGUUCCAUUUAGUAGGAAGAGAAUGCUCAAACGGAAACCUAAUGAAGAAAAUGCAGUACCAGGAUUAGAGAGUAAUGAAGCUAUGCCACAAGACUCAGUGUCUGAGGAUAUUCCCCAUGCUAAUAAUGUUUAUGCUGAGCAUGGGCCAUCAACAGCUUCAGAUCUCACCAACGGGAGCAAUGGGAAUGGGUUUGUGGGCUGUGGGGACUUAACUACUUUGGCCAAGGAAGUGAAUAUGGUGUCUGCUGUUAAACCAAUGACCGCAGAAGCUAUGCCACAGGACUCAGUGUUUGAGCAUAUUCCCCAUGCUAACAAUGUCAAUGCUGAACACGGGCUGUCAACUACUUCAGAUUUCAACGCCACCAAUGGGAGUUGCGCUGUAGGGGAUUCAAUUUCACCGUCUUCUGAAAACACAACUACUUUGGCCAAGGAAGGGAAUAUGGUGUCUGCUGGACCUUAUUUGGAGGCUUCAAGUGUCAUGCCUGGACCUGAGUCACUGGACCAAUCACAGUAAGUACUGCAAGCUGGUGCCAUAAAUGGUAGGAGUAGGAAUUCUUGCUAUCUAAGAGAAACAGAAGCUAGGAAGUAUGGAUUGAGAUUUCAUUGGUUAUGAACCAUUUAUCUCUUCAUUGGCAGAGUAUGGGUAUCGAUUGUAUGAAAAUUACUACCAGACUGGUAGCUUUUUGUGGUUGUAGUUAUGCAUCCAUGGUUUUGUUUGGAACAGUACAGUACUUAUGAAUAUGGUUAAUCCGUUUAUCUCGGUUGGCAACCCUUUA
Molecule: messenger RNA, 1803 nt
Organism: Fragaria vesca subsp. vesca
Lineage: Eukaryota; Viridiplantae; Streptophyta; Magnoliopsida; Rosales; Rosaceae
Product: double-stranded RNA-binding protein 1-like
Exons: 4
Coding region: 405-1541 (378 amino acids)
Biological process (GO): rRNA processing; regulation of gene expression
Cellular component (GO): nucleus
Molecular function (GO): double-stranded RNA binding; ribonuclease III activity
Source: RefSeq, a predicted model, not a curated record